Messenger RNA from Amoebophrya sp. A120, 807 nucleotides. The record is from the annotation of a GenBank genome assembly. Lineage: Eukaryota; Dinophyceae; Syndiniales; Amoebophryaceae.
CCAUCGGCCUGCCUUGGCAAUGAAGGCCCGGGCCCGGUGUUCCUCCCAGAUCGGCCUCUGCGAGAAGUAAAAUCCGGCCCGCCGGUACCCACGCACCCCGCCCGCUGGUGGGCCGCACGCUUUUCCGCGCAGGAUGAAGCACGACCAGCCGGGGGUGACGGGAUUACCGAAGCCGGUGCCGCAGCGAAGCGAUCUGCCUGGUUCCAUUAUUUGGCGAAGGAAAAAGCGGCAGAAGGGAAUCCGAUGCAGAUGACGUGGCGAUGGUGGACGAGACCGGAGACCCCAUCAACGCGGCGCCCGCAGCAAGGAACUCGCUUGGUUGCGCGUGGUCAGCCCCGCCGGGUUGCUUGCCCGGGGCGGGCGGGCCGCGUGCGUACGUAGCGCCGUCAGGGAGAAGCCCGGCCCGGCUGGGGCAGGCCCGCGCGCCCCGGCCCUCUUAGUAUCGCGUUGCCGUUGCACUAUUCGCGAUGGCAGCCACAGCGCCACCCGCUUCGCUGCUUCCCCGGGUGGGAGCGAGGGAGACAGACGGGCCCCGCCCGCUACUUCGGUUGCGGUCGCAACGCCUCGGGCGGGGCAUCCGCGCCCCUGCUUCAAUUAUUUCGUGGCGCUGCCCUGCAUGCCGCUACCUCCGCGCGCCCACUUCACCGGGGCGCCGCCCCCCGGUACGCCCUAAUGAUCUGUCUUCAGUGCAUUUGCUUCGCAAUCCGUGCCAUCCGGCACGGGGAUCGAUGGGUCGAUCAGCGUCAAGUGGUGUUGCCGAUCCAGCUUCUCGCCUUUGCUCUUUUGGACCGCCGAUCCAGCUUCUCG